CUCCUACCUGGACGCAACUGUCUGUGAGGCGGAUCUGCCCUUCGCCGGCCUCGGGGCUGGAGGACGACGCCUCCCGACGCGCCUGGGGUCCCAGGGAGGCCGCGAGGAGCCUGCGCGCAAGGGAGGAGGGUUUGUCUUGUGACCGCGGGCGGCCGCUGCUUCUUUCCCGAGCUUGGAACUUCGUUAGCCGCGAUGCGUUUCCUGGCAGCUACAUUCCUGCUCCUGGCGCUCAGCACCGCUGCCCAGGCCGAACCGGUGCAGUUCAAGGACUGCGGUUCUGUGGAUGGAGUUAUAAAGGAAGUGAAUGUGAGCCCAUGCCCCACCCAACCCUGCCAACUGAGCAAAGGACAGUCUUACAGCGUCAAUGUCACCUUCACCAGCAAUAUUCAAUCUAAAAGCAGCAAGGCCGUGGUGCAUGGCAUCCUGAUGGGCGUCCCAGUUCCCUUUCCCAUUCCUGAGCCUGAUGGUUGUAAGAGUGGAAUUAACUGCCCCAUCCAAAAAGACAAGACCUAUAGCUACCUGAAUAAACUACCAGUGAAAAGCGAAUAUCCCUCUAUAAAACUGGUGGUGGAGUGGCAACUUCAGGAUGACAAAAACCAAAGUCUCUUCUGCUGGGAAAUCCCAGUACAGAUCGUAAGUCUAUCUGGGGGUGAGAGGGCAUGGGUGGAGGGAAGAAAGAAGUGGAGGAGAAAUCAGACUGAAACUAAAUCAGUGCCAUAAGAAAAAAGGAAUUUCAAGACUGCUGUUUUAUGCCUCUCAACCUCUAAAAGCAUCUGAGACCCUAUUUCCUGAGAGCUCAGAACUGUUGCCUUUGUAAUAUCCUUUGUAAAAAAAAGGUUGAAGGAAAGAAGAGAGAGUGAGAUUGUAGAGAUUGAUUUAACUGUCUUCACUGGUUUUUUUCUGUCGGAGUAAGGAAGGUCCAGCCAGACAGGACCUGAAGGAGGUUGCUUAGGAAUGUCUGAUAACUUGCCCUAGGGUUAUUGCCCUGACAGUGGAGGAAAGGUUCCAAACCACUUCCACUGAGCUGGGACAUUACAUCAACAGGUUUCUCAUCUCUAAGUGCCUCAUUGAGUUCGGUGCAUCCGGCCAAUGAGUCUGCUGAGA
Molecule: messenger RNA, 1104 nt
Organism: Gorilla gorilla gorilla (western lowland gorilla)
Lineage: Eukaryota; Metazoa; Chordata; Mammalia; Primates; Hominidae
Gene: NPC2
Product: NPC intracellular cholesterol transporter 2
Exons: 5
Coding region: 193-720 (175 amino acids)
Biological process (GO): intracellular cholesterol transport; cholesterol efflux
Molecular function (GO): cholesterol binding
Source: RefSeq, a predicted model, not a curated record